AUGAAACUAUUAAACUCGCAGCUUGACAUUACCUUUGAAAACCCUGGCAAAGAUGAUGCUCUUGCCAAAUUCCAGGAUUCGUUUUCCUCCGGCCCAGUCUACUUCGAGCACUACAUUCGAUCUCCAGCUACAUUCACCAUCAAAGCGCCACUGCCGAUGAUCUUCAAAGGUAUAAACAUAAAGGCGUCGAAUUGUAUUCUAAAACUGGACAUUUCAUCCGAGGGAAAAGUGUUCAAAAACUUGUCGACUUUGACUUUUCGCGGAAGUGGCCAAAAUUACUCGUUGCACAAAAGUAACGAAAAGGUCUUCAAACCAAGGUGGACAUCUCAAAUCCUUCCAACGCGUUUUUCCUUCAAAUUCGUAAAACUAAGAUUUCGAUUCGUGAAAAUGCUCGCUGGAGGAGUCCUCGGACUGGAAGUGCUUCAAAUCUUUGGCGAUCGAUUCUCAGCAAAUUCAAUUUCUAUGAGAACUUUGGGUCGGCAAGUGGACUGGAAAAGCGAGCAAAAAUGUCCUGUUGAAGAUUCUAUUAGUGAAAAGCCCAAAAUCCGAGCCUUUUUUGGAAGUUACGAUAACGAAGAAAAGAAAGGUCCACCCAAAGAAAGCGAUGCUGAAGAAGAAGCUUCAACUUCUCAAAGUCUCAAAUUUCCCCAUCGAAUUCCAAUUUCCGAGCGCAAGCUUCCUCCCUGGGCGAUCGAUUCUGUCACCUGUUUACAAAUGGUUCACCCUGUUCUUCUCCCAUCUGGAUAUUGGGUCGAUAGAAGCACAUUGGAAAAGUGGAAGAAGGAAAGUCGCCUGUGGUCGCGUCCCCCGAGCGAUCCUUUCACUGGAAUCGAACUGCCAACUUUUGAAUUGCCCGUGGACGAAGCUCGACGGCAGCAGAUUUUUGACUUUGUACAUUCAAAUUCUUUCACUUUUUCAAAAUGA
Molecule: messenger RNA, 924 nt
Organism: Oikopleura dioica
Lineage: Eukaryota; Metazoa; Chordata; Appendicularia; Copelata; Oikopleuridae
Source: the annotation of a GenBank genome assembly